This is a messenger RNA of Colletotrichum acutatum, 2067 nucleotides long. Its product is annotated as Catenin-beta-like protein. The record is from RefSeq and is a predicted model, not a curated record. The coding region runs from base 334 to 1944 and encodes 536 amino acids. NCBI's taxonomy places the organism in Eukaryota, Fungi, Ascomycota, Sordariomycetes, Glomerellales, Glomerellaceae. The transcript has 4 exons. Gene Ontology annotation, cellular component: spliceosomal complex.
CUAGCUCAACCAGUUGCGAUCCCCACCCGUGCCAGCUAAGGUAACUUACUCACAUACAGAAGGCACCUGAAUCGACAAACGUGCCUUGCAGGUACCUCGGAUUAAGCUAGGUACCUUAGUACGCUGGGCCUGGCGCAACGACACCGGGCAGCAUCGCGUCUGAAAGCUUCUUGAUCAUCCCAAGCACACGCCUUUUACCAUUGCUGCAAAUUCACCCACUGAACAGCGCAACCUACCCACCAGUCACCCAAAAACUUUUUCGAAACCAAUCCGAGAAAAUGUCGGAUGUGAACGAGUUGUUCAAAUCCGGCAGUGCUGCGAAGAGGAAGCUUGAUGCUUCGACAUGCAAGCGCAGUAGACGCGGAAAGAGACGAUAGCGAUUUCACUGCCGGUCUGCAAAACCCACCCGAAGAUGGCGAAGACGGAGACUAUGGCCCAGAGAUGCCACCAGACGACGACGAUGAGGGACGAUUCUUUGGCGGGGGUAUCACAAAGCAGGAGUCUGAGAUCCUCGACUUCGUAGAUGGCCAUGGCGAGGAAUCAUCCGCUCCUGAAAAGAUCGAUGCUGGCUGGGUACGAAAAACGGCCCUAAACUUUGAGAAGCGCAUCACGCGAAAUGCUGAGCUGCGCGCAAGGUUCGCCGACGAGCCUCACAAGUUUAUUGAGAGCGAGGCCGAUCUCGACGCUGCCAUAAAAGACCUCUCGAUCCUGUCCGAGCACCCCGAAUUAUAUCCCCAAUUCGCCAAGUUGGGAUGCGUUGAGAGCCUCGUCGGUUUGCUGGCCCAUGACAACACAGAUAUUGCGAUUGAUGCGGUGGAAAUCAUCGGCGAGCUCAUUGACGAGGACGUCAAUGCAGCGGAUCAGGAUUGGGAUACUCUAGUGGAUGCGUUAUUGACUGCAGACCUCAUCGGCUUGCUAGUGUCCAACUUCUCGCGUCUGAACGAAGAGGAUGAGUCCGACCGUGGUGGUAUAUAUCACGCUCUUGGAAACACCACGCUGGUCAAAUGGCUACUUGACAGGGCGCAGCGCCAAGAGACACCCGUGUCCCAAAACAAGCAAUAUGCUACGGAAAUUCUCGACAUCAUUGCGAACGCAUCGCCAGCAACAAGACGGACACUCACCGAGAUGGAUGCCGUCGAGGUUCUACUCCAGCUGGUCUCUGCGUAUCGUAAACGUGACCCCGAAAAGGGGGGCGAGGAGGAAGAGUAUAUGGAGAACCUCUUCAACGCCCUCGUCUGCAUUGUGGAUGAGCCAGAAGGCAAGGCCAAGUUCCUCGAAGCCGAGGGCGUCGAAUUAUGCCUGAUCAUGCUCAAGGAGGCUAAGAUGAGCAAGCAACCGGCAAUGCGUCUACUUGUACACAGCGUCGACGAGGAUAUGAGUGGGCAACUAUGCCGAAAAUUAGUAGACGCUGGUGGGCUGAAAGUGCUCUUCUCCAUUUUCAAGAAGAUGAGCAAAACCCAGAGGCAGAUGGCAGAAAGCCUGUUUGAUGUAUUCAGGUCCUUGCUACGAUUCUUGCCCGCCGACUCUGCCGAGAGAAUCAGGACAUUAGCUAAAUUUGUGGAGAAGGACUACGAAAAGCUCGAUCGGCUCUACGAGUGUCGGAGGAGGUAUAGUUCCAUGUUGGAUGCACAACAGGAAAAGAUUCAGCAAGAGCGAAUUGGCAUGAGCAACGAGGAAAUUGAGCUCUCGGAAGGCGAGUGGUUCAUGAGGAGGAUCGAGGAAGGCCUUUACAGCUUCUGGAACAUCGAUGUUGUCCUGGCCUGGCUCAUAGCCGAAGAUUCUGGUGCUAGAAGGAAGGUGCAGAAGCUUUUGGCUGAUGAAGGGAAGGGUCUAUCAGCCAUCAAAGCGACGUUGGAAGAAUACCGAUCUGACCUCAACCUGGAAAAGCCCGAGCACAAGGAUCUCUCCGAUAUGCUCACCACUCUCGUGGACUUUUUAGUUUAAGAGAAAGAAGUUAAAGACGAAAAAGAGGGAGAAGUAGAAAAAGGGAAGGAUAGGCUAGCAAAAUACAAUUUUACCACAGCUACCUGAUCUAUGUAGGUGCGAUUCUCCAAAGUUCCGGUCACA